This is a messenger RNA of Patella vulgata (common limpet), 1535 nucleotides long. RefSeq lists its product as uncharacterized. The transcript is spliced from 5 exons. Lineage: Eukaryota; Metazoa; Mollusca; Gastropoda; Patellidae. The coding region runs from base 194 to 1438 and encodes 414 amino acids. The record is from RefSeq and is a predicted model, not a curated record.
UUAACGAAUUGUCUUUUACAUCUUGAUCAUAAUGUACAUCUUUAUGUUCUAUCACUGUGAAAGGUUUUAUUUGUCAGUGAGCAUGUCAAAUGUCAGAUGAGACAAAUGUGUUGAUGAUCAAGGAAGGCUUGCAUGCUACAGAUAUUGGAAAGUGAGUGACAUAUUGAAGAAUAUUUGAAAAUCAGAUCGGAAAAUGUCCGGCUUUAGAAGUCUUUAUUUACUUCUUAUCAUUGCGACAUUAUCUUUUCUAACGCAAGCAUUUUAUUUGAAUACCGUAUGCCAACUUAAUCAGAGAGCUGAUAUUGUAAUAUUGGUGGGAGAUUCCAGAUCAACCAUGAGAAUGAACUGGUUCAGACCCACCAUUGCACCGGGUGUUUUGACCUUUAUAACCAACUUUAUAAGACGAUUGGACUUCACUAUGGAACGUGUUGGUAUCAUGGCGGUUAGCGAUACGGUACGACUUGUUAGUCCUCUUACCAACAUUCCAGCCACUCUUUAUCAACGAAUGAUGACGUGGAGACCGCAAUUCGGCGGAGCAAAAACAUACCGUGGUCUAUUAAGUGUUCGACAAUAUUUGGGAUCCGAAUCUAGUCCGAAUUGUAAGAAGUUUGUGAUCCUUUUGACGAACAGAAACUCGGAGAAUUCGGCUUUGACCAGACAACAAGCAGCAGACGCUAAAAGGGAGGGAGUAAACAUCAUCUCUGUGGGUUUCUCUAGUUCCAGAACUGAGCUUAGUGAUCUAAGGGCUAUCAUUGAUGACGACGACGAUAUGUUCUGGUCAAAUAACGACAGCCUUUUGCCAUCUUUGAUUGUAGACAUAUUAAAUGAAAUUUGUGAAGAGACAAAUACCAAUGUUCCAAGCCAUAGCGUUGUGUUUGAGUCGGAUAUUGUUCUUAUUAUUGAUGACUCAGAAAGUACUCGUACAUUCUCUGGCACAGCAGUUACUCACGAUGCACAUUUAGGCACGUUUGUGAAACAGAUGGCCAUUAAUAUGGACUUUACUGCUUGCCGUCUUGGGGUUGUGAUGGUCAGCAAAACAGGUAGAGCGAUUGUCGAUCUAGGAACUGAUUUGGCGGGAAUAAAUACAGCGAUCGAUAAUUUCACUGGUGAAUUCGUCGAGACGAGAACAGAAGAAGGUUAUAAAGCUGCACGAUUGAUGUUAGACUCGGUACCACGUGCUAGAAACCAAUAUGUCAUGCUUGUUGCCGAUGGGACUUCCUUUGAUAACAGCCCGAUCAGUGUAGAAACUACACAACUUGAAGAAGCCGAAGUUAAUCUUGGACUGCUUAGUUUUGGAACAGUUCAUGGAAAUUGUUUAACACCAUCAGAUGUCAAUGCCUGUUUACAAAGUUCAGCAUGGCAAAUUACAGCAACCGAUUCGACAGAAGUUCCAAGUAAAGCCGCGGAAAUCGCAAAUUAUGUGUGUCCAAAUAUAUAGAAAAGAUGGCGGGAAUUCGAAUUCCUGAAAAUGCGACGUACUUAUGGCCAUUUAACCCAUUCUAUUAUAACUCAUUAAUAAAGCUGAUUGAUUAUAA